AUGUCCAAGCGGCAGUUGAGGCUUCAGCCAUGUUGCCACAAGGCCAAGCGUAGGCCGCCGCCGCAGCAGCAGCAGCAGCCGCAGCCGCGACAGCAUGUCUAUCUCGUGGUGGACGACUGGGAAACUGGAUACAGCGUCCGCAAGAUAGACGUCGACGACAUGGACCCUCCUCACGCCGGCGCCGACCUGGACGACGACGAGGCGGAGCCCCUCCCAGAUCCUCCGGUUGUGCGCUUCUACGGCCGCCACUGCCGCCUGUCGCAUUUCGGCGCGUACGGCACCAACAUACUCGCCAUGCUGGGCCACAGCGAUGCCGCCACCGGGGCCUUCCCCGUAUUCGACACAAAAACGCUGGGGCUCACCCUCUGCCCCCAUCCGGACGUCCACAGUGCCCAGCCCUUGUUCGCAACAGUCGCUGGCGAGCUUUACUUGACGGUGGGAUACUCCACGUUUGUGCUCGACUCCUUGCCACUCCCCGGACCAUACGACGACGAAGACAAGCAGUGCUCUUGGAUCAAAAGCCCAAGGAUCUUUGCUCCGUUCAAUUCCAUUGGUGUUUGCCGCCACAAAGGCGGCAUCGGCCACGUCUGCUCCUGCGAUGCCCCGCCCCUGUCUGAUUACGCUACAACGUUGUCGACCAUGCCGGCUUGGAAGCUUGGCGAGGACCAGCUCUUCGACGCGUACGACGACAGGCACCUGGGAGCCACCCUUCUCUACCUGGGCGGCAUCAGCGACUACUGCCUCAUAGAGUCUCGCCUGCACAAGGAUCAGGAGCCUUUAGGACCCUGUGAUGGGCCACGCCGCCGUGUGCUGCGCGUCACCAAGUUUGGUCUCAAGUAUGAUAAAAGUGGAGAGCUCAGGACGACGCGGCAAACUGUGCGCUCCUACCAGAUGACCGAAGGACAUGAAUUUAAUGAGUCUUGCUUAACUCCUGUGGCUUUCUGGAUGUAG
Messenger RNA from Triticum turgidum subsp. durum (durum wheat), 951 nucleotides. NCBI's taxonomy places the organism in Eukaryota, Viridiplantae, Streptophyta, Magnoliopsida, Poales, Poaceae. The record is from the annotation of a GenBank genome assembly.